CAAAGCUUAUUCCAAACACAAAAAAUGUAACAUAAACCAUGUUAUAACAGCAUAAAAAUACAAACAGGCGCAAGUAAAAUAAAUAAUCCCAUAAUCACGCAAAACCCCUUUUCGGUUACCGGCGGCCAUUUCAUUCGCCGGAACCCUUGAAUUUUCCUCCUUAAUCCUUAAAUUUCCGGCGAUUAUUCUCUACCGUUUAUCACAAAAUGUCACGUUUUCCAACUGAUCGAUACGAUGAGCAAAGAUUAAUUCAAGAAGUUCUCUACCUCCAUUCUCUUUGGCAUCAAGGACCUCCUCGACCCCACCCCCACCCCUACCCCCCUAUCCCAACCCCUACCCCAACACCAACACCAACCCCAGUGAGUCUACAACCCUCCAGUUCAAUCCAAUUUAAGAAACAGAAGAAAAAAUCCAAAAAGCUCAAAGAAACAAUUACAGAUUCUGGUAUUGAAUGGCCUUGUCCCAAAACCCCAACUGAAACCCCUGUAGUAACGGAUUCGGGUUGGCCCACUUUCACAACCCAGUUAAAUGCCCAACCCCAUUUGCCUACUUCCCAAGAAUUGUCCCAUUUCGCCUCGAAUCAAGCCCAUCAACAUGCUUUGAAAGCUGUAUCUGAAUACUUAAGGUGCUCAACUAAUGAUGAGGAUGAUGAUAAUGAUAGUGAAAAUGAUGAUGAGGUUGAUGAGGGGGAUAAAGAUUAUAACUUUUUCGCGAAAUUGUUUAGGGAAGAUGGUGUAUUGAGAGAGUACUAUGAGAAGAACAAAGAGAAUGGUGGUGAAUUUAGUUGUCUUGUGUGUUGUGGGGUUGGUAAGAAAGGGUGGAUGAAGAGGUUUAAGGAUUGUGUGGCUCUUGUUCAGCAUUCUAUUACUAUAGCUAACACGAACACGAGGCGAGCUCAUAGGGCUUAUGGUCAGGUCAUUUGCCAAGUUCUUGGAUGGGAUAUUAAUAGGCUUCCGUCGAUUGUUUUAACUGCAGGUGAUAAUAAGUCUAGUGAAUCUUCUGAUAAACUGGCAGAGGCACAGGGGAAUGAGAAUGAUGGUGGUAAAAAUGGUUUGAGUGGUCAAAGCAAUACCACAGAUACUGUAAAUGUUGGCAGCAAUGAAUUAUCUCAGCGGAAAGAGUCUUUAAGUACCGAAAACCAGCAAGAAAAUGGUGAUGGCUCCACAGCAUUAGAGCACAACUCCUUGAAUGAAGUCAAUGUCAGCAAUGCUAUUCUUGAAAUAGCAAAAGAGAAUGCCGAGGGUGCAUGUCUGGGGAAUGAGAAUGAUGGUGGUAUAAACGAUUUGAGUGGUCAAAGCAAAACCAUAGAUGCUGUAAAUGUUGGCAGCAAUGAACUAUCUCAGCAAAAAGAGUCUUUCAGUACUGAAAACCAGCAAGAAAUUGGUGGUCGUUCCACAGCAUUAGGGCACAAUCCUCCGAUUGAAGCCAGUGCUAAUCGAAGCUUGGAAGAUGUUAGCAUUGGUAUUCCCGAAACAGCAAAAAAGAAUGCCGAGGGUGCAUCCAAUUGUCUGGAACCGUUGCAAGAGGAUAGGAUUGUUGCAGAUGGACAAAGUAUUUAAAAUGGAUGAUGUUUCUAAAGAGACAACAAUCAUUAGUGACAACAAUUGGUGGCCAUAUUAUUCAAGAACUUUGAGAAUGCAAGCUGAAAUGGUUUACAUGUUUUAUAGAGAUGUUUGUUAGAUGAAUGAGGAACAAUUUUAACUUUAGGUUAGUGAUCUAGGUGAACCAGUUUGUCUAAGAAGACAUUACUGUUAAUCAGAUGAUACCUUAGUGAUUUCUCUUUAUUAAAGUGCAGCUCUGUA
Nicotiana attenuata is the source of this 1802-nucleotide messenger RNA. RefSeq lists its product as uncharacterized. The record is from RefSeq and is a predicted model, not a curated record. The transcript is spliced from 6 exons. The coding region runs from base 207 to 1559 and encodes 450 amino acids. Lineage: Eukaryota; Viridiplantae; Streptophyta; Magnoliopsida; Solanales; Solanaceae.